AUGGCUCACAUCCUUGGCCAGGCUAAACAGUAUAAAGACUCCAAAUGGACCACUUUGAUCAAGCCGGCAUCCAUAUACAUUAAUGCCCAGCUUGUAUUUCCGGAGCUGCAGGUUUGCGAAGCUGACCCAUCCUCUGGCUCUGAGCCCGUCAUCCACCUUUACACAAUGAUGGAUCUCACUGAUUGCGGGUCUAACGAGACUUUUCAGAAGAUAUUCCUGACUUUUAAAGAAGAGGACAAUGGUGCCGAUGUUUAUACUACCGUCGAGUGCAGUAAGCUACUUGCACGCGACGGGAGCGAAGCACCUGUAGAUAAGAAGAUCAACCUAUUUAAGUCUAUAUUGGCGUCCGCAACGCACAUCAAGGCAGACUUAACCAAGCCUUACGUUUCUUCUCUUCCUGCUCCAUACGGGCUUCCGCAGUCUUACGAUUUUGCUAAGGAGUAUUCUGCCAUCAGCGUCUUCCUUGGCCGGGAUGAGGGUCGAAAUCGUAUCGGUGAAUAUGCUGUUCUAGCACUAGCAUCAGGGUCGGCACUGGAAGAGAAGGGGCUCAAAUUUGGAACGGGCAGAGUGCCAUCGGCGUACCUUUCAGCACACUGGCUCGUUGUUGAUGUGGGGGAAUCAGGAACAACGGCGAUCCCAAUACUGCCAGAUCUAAUCUUUGAAAUACUAGCUGAUGAGCGGCAGUUUUCGAUAGCUUUACCAUAUACGGCACUCAGCCAGCAGGCCACUAAGGCAAAAUUCCUUCCUCUAGCAUUCGUCUUUUCUGAGGGGGCAGAAUUUCAGGAGUUUUCUGAGAACUUUGCAAAGUACUUUUCACUUGCGGCCCGCAAGGAAGCCGGCUACAAGAUAGAUGCAAAAGACGCCCAAGACGACAACCAGUUUGUUUCGACGGCGUUCUGCCCACAACGGAAGCCGAGGAAGUCUUCGAAGAGUGUUCCAAUCGUUGAGGCAAAUAGUGAUAGCGAUGACUGCAGCGAUGUUGAAUCUAUGGACGGCCAAGCGGGUGGCAACGGGAUCAUGAAGACCCCCUUAGAGAAAGUAGAGCCCGGGAAGAUGGAGGCAGGCUACUUAGACCCUAAACUCUUAAACUAUAAGGAUCCAGCGCAUAGCAGCGCACUUCUGAAGAACCAUCUGGUGGCACAGUUCUUGUUUCAAGGCUCAACGGCAGUGGUGUCUCGAGACGAUGCCCUCGAGCUCUGCCAUGUUCAGCCAAAGUUGCGCACCGAAUCCCUCCAGCUCAGAGACAAGUUUGGGAGCAUCCUUGCACCGGGGGCUCUGCGCUUUGGCACGAAUGUCGAGUGUCUAUUAUCCACUAGCCUUUCGUGCCCGGAGGAUCAGAGAGACAUAAUUUACAGAAAGGACUUCCAGCGGCCGGAUGCGUUGCAGUACUACACGGCGACGGACACAGGCAUAGACUAUCAUCCUGAAAUUGUAGACUUCGACACAGGAAAGGCUGGAGCCAGUAGUGUUGGCGCAUGCUCCAUAGACCCGUCGAACGCCAUCGUUGUCCUGACAAAGAUGGGUGUGCAUAUGCUUGACACGCGGAUAGCAGGGAGCUCGCAGCGCUCUGGCGUGUCGUACUCGUACAAGUCCAGUGUACGCUUCUCCGCCAUUUUGGUCACUCCGAAGGGCCAUGUGGUCACAGGGUCCAUGGCGGGGGAGAUACGCAUAUUCAACAAAAUGGGGCAGCGUGCUCUAACAUGCUACCCGGGGAUAGGUUACCCCAUUACUCAUCUGGCAAUUACAGGGGAUGAGAAGUGGUUGCUGGCGACUGCCCAGACCAUUCUGCUAGUAUACCCCACGACUACGGCUGACGGGGAGCACUCGUGCUUUUCGGGGCAUGGAAUCCCAGGCGACAAGCGACCAAAGCCGAUUAUCUUGCGUCUUUCUCCAGAGACUGCUCAGGAGAUCGGCGCAACAACUGAGUCUGGCCUCAGGCCUGCGACCUUCUCCCUAGAUGAGGCAGAGAUAAUCACCGGAACGGAGAAGUACCUAAUAAUCUGGAACUUCGACAAGGUGAAGGCCGGGGUUGUGAGCUCCAGCCGGGCGUGCACCAAGAUCGCCCUCGGCAGCCAGCUGAUCGGCGCCGGGAUGGGGGUCCUGGGGCAGAUAGCCGUUGGAACGGACAGCGACUUCCGCAUCGUCAAGCACGCCCGUCGAACCCGGAAAAGGUAA
This is a messenger RNA of Giardia duodenalis, 2175 nucleotides long. Its product is annotated as VID27 cytoplasmic protein. Gene Ontology annotation, molecular function: protein binding. NCBI's taxonomy places the organism in Eukaryota, Fornicata, Diplomonadida, Hexamitidae. Gene Ontology annotation, cellular component: cytoplasm; nucleus. The transcript has a single exon. Bases 1 to 2175 code for a protein of 724 amino acids. The record is from RefSeq and is a predicted model, not a curated record.